GAACUCGUUGGCGUACCGCAGCGACGGGCCAAAGCACUCGAUGCGACCGCAACAUCAGUAGUGACGGACAGAACUGAUCUGAGAGCAGUGCUGUGGAGCUCAGUGACGUAACCGCGCGGAGUCGUCGCGUGCAGCUGCCGAACUCUGAACACGAUUGAAAGUGUGUUGAAUUGUCACUCGAUCCGGAUCAAGGAAACGAUAAAUGAGGCGAAAAGCGCGUGCACGUGUGAAUAUAUAUUUACACAUGAAGAGUUAAGUGUGUGUCUGCUGAAGAAGUGCUCAGCGCGGAUAGUUUGGAUAAAUUAAUAAAUGAACAGGUUUAAUAGGCGAAUUCCUCCUGAUUCACUCUUGUUUUACACACUGUGGCGAUAUUUGAAGUGGACUUGCCUGCCAGUCACCCCGUCUAGCCCCGCCCCAUCAUGACUGAGGUCACUGUGGUCAAGGAAGGUUGGCUUCAUAAACGAGGUGAGUAUAUAAAGACCUGGAGACCGCGAUAUUUCAUCCUGAAGAGUGAUGGAUCCUUCAUCGGCUACAAGGACAAGCCCGAGUUAACUGAUCAGAGUUCAGCUCCGCUCAAUAACUUCUCUGUGGCGGAGUGUCAGCUGAUGAAGACGGAGCGACCGCGACCCAACGCCUUCAUGAUCCGCUGUCUGCAGUGGACCACCGUCAUCGAGCGAACCUUCCAUGUGGAGAGCAGCGAGGAGAGGGAGGAGUGGAUGUCUGCCAUUCAGGCGGCGGCCAAUGGGCUGCAAGCACAGGACGCAGAAGAGCCGAUGGAGAUCAAGUUUUGUUCUCCCAGCGACAGCCGCAGUCUGGAGGACAUUGAGGUGUUUUUGUCCAAGUCUCGCUCUCGAGUGACGAUGAGUGACUUUGAUUAUUUGAAGCUGCUGGGUAAAGGCACGUUUGGGAAGGUGAUUCUGGUGAGGGAGAAGGCCUCUGGCAGGUACUACGCCAUGAAGAUCCUGCGCAAGGAGGUGAUCAUCGCCAAGGACGAGGUCGCACACACAGUCACAGAGAGUCGUGUGCUGCAGAACACCAGACAUCCCUUCCUGACGAUGCUGAAGUACGCCUUUCAGACAAACGACCGCUUGUGUUUCGUGAUGGAGUAUGCCAACGGUGGAGAGCUCUUCUUUCAUCUGUCCCGUGAGCGUGUGUUCUCUGAAGACAGAGCUCUCUUCUACAGCGCUGAGAUCGUCUCCGCUCUGGAGUAUCUCCACUCUCAGAACGUUGUCUACAGAGACCUGAAGCUGGAGAACCUCAUGCUGGAUAAAGACGGACACAUUCAAAUCACAGACUUUGGUCUCUGUAAGGAGGGAAUCACAGAUGAGGCCACCAUGAGGACGUUCUGUGGAACUCCAGAGUAUCUCGCUCCAGAGGUUCUGGAGGACAAUGAUUACGGUCGAGCCGUCGACUGGUGGGGUUUGGGGGUGGUGAUGUACGAGAUGAUGUGCGGACGGCUGCCCUUCUAUAAUCAGGAUCACGAGCGGCUCUUUGAGCUCAUUGUGAUGGAGGAGAUCCGUUUCCCCAGAAACCUCACACCCGAGGCCAAAGCGCUGCUCACGGGUCUGCUGAGGAAAGACCCCAAACAGAGGCUGGGGGGCGGUCCAGACGAUGCUAAAGAUGUGAUGUCACACAAGUUCUUCUCCUCUAUAAACUGGCAGGAUGUGCUGCAGAAGAAGUUGGUUCCUCCCUUCAAACCCCAAGUGACGUCAGAAACGGACACUCGCUACUUCGACGACGAGUUCACUGCUCAAAUCAUCACCGUUACGCCUCCUGACAAGCUGAACUGUCAGGAUGUGGACGCCGCUGGCCCGUGUGCUCACUUUCCUCAGUUCUCCUAUUCAGCCAGCAUACGAGAGUGACACGUGCUUUAAUCCGCUUUCACACUGACAGAACGUCAUCUCAGAAAACACAGACUCUCAAACCAGCUGCUGAAAGACAGACGGCCAUCCCAGAAUCAUUACAACACUAAAGGUUCUUCUGGGAAAGAUUAUGACGAAGUCACAUCACAACACUGUUGAAUGUCAUUUAGAGUCUUACAUGUGGAUUGUAUGUUUUGAUCUGUAUGUGAUUUUAAAGCAAUUAUACAUGUGAGCACAAGUUGAACUGAGCACCGAAACUCACGAGGUUACACAAAGAUUAAAGACUGCAGUGAUUUUCUGUCCUCUCAAUAUCUUCAUCUGAUCUGAUCAAGUUAUUCUCUCUGCAAAUGCUUUCAUGACAACCAGAGUUAUUGUAGCUUUGAUUUUAGUUUGAUUCAUAUUUUAAAUUAGCUUUUAUUUUUAGAUUUGUAGUUAAAUAUUAGUUAGUUUAUUAAUUUUGGUAUUUACUUGUCAUUUUAUUAUUCAUUGGAAAAAAA
Messenger RNA from Triplophysa rosa, 2359 nucleotides. It is a transcript of the gene akt2l, whose product is annotated as v-akt murine thymoma viral oncogene homolog 2, like. Lineage: Eukaryota; Metazoa; Chordata; Actinopteri; Cypriniformes; Nemacheilidae. Gene Ontology annotation, molecular function: ATP binding; protein serine/threonine kinase activity. The record is from RefSeq and is a predicted model, not a curated record. Bases 420 to 1862 code for a protein of 480 amino acids. The transcript is spliced from 14 exons. Gene Ontology annotation, biological process: protein phosphorylation.